Messenger RNA from Acanthosepion pharaonis, 1437 nucleotides. The record is from the annotation of a GenBank genome assembly. Lineage: Eukaryota; Metazoa; Mollusca; Cephalopoda; Sepiida; Sepiidae.
AUGAGUCGAGAAUUGGAGUCGUUAUUUGAAGAGUUUGUGUCAGAAGUUGAACAAAUUGAACAGAAUCCAGAAUCACUCUUUGAAGUGGGCCACAAGUCAAACAGAGCCAAGAGGAAAGAUGGAGAAUUACCAGAUAAAGUAUUUGUUAAUCGGCGAUCUGUCUUAACGGAACUGUUAGAGAUUUCCCACAUCCGAACAAUUUAUCAUAUAUUUGUAGCUAUUCUACUGGUAUUCAGUCUAAACACAAUUGUUUAUGAUAUUAUUGAUAAAGGCAGGCUAGUCCUUGAUUUUGACUUAAUACAAUGGGCAUUUGGCAAAUUUCCCAAGGUUAUGGCCCUGUGGGUCUGUAUGCAAUUAAGUACGUUACUUAUAGUUUAUCCAGGCUUUUAUCAUUGGUCAACAUCUCGGCGCUACACCAGUUCACGUUUAAUGGAUUUUGUGUGGCUAGGAAUUUUCAUAAGUUACCAAAUAGCAUUUUUAGUUCUUCCUGUCACUUACCUGUCUGAACACAAUUUACCACCCGCGUCUUCAGUCAUUAUUGUCACUGAACAGUUACGAUUAAUGAUGAAGGUUCAUUCCUUUGUUCGGGAAAGUGCGUUCCGGGUUAUAAAGCAUAAGAAGACAGAUGGUACUGAAGAAGGAAAUUGUCCUGAUUUCUCAAAAUACCUCUACUUCCUGUUUUCUCCAACUUUAAUUUAUCGAGAUCACUACCCCCGCACUCAGAAGAUCCAUUGGAACUACGUUGUUAGUAACUUUGCCCAAGUUCUGGCUUGUCUUUUUUAUACCUACUACAUCUUUGAACGGUUCUGUGUUCCAGUGUUCCGAAAUUUUAAUCGUGAGCAUGUCACACCCAAAGCCCUACUACUGUCUGUCUUUGGCUGCAUGCUUCCUGGAACUUUGGUUCUCUUCAUUGGUUUUUUUGCCAUCCUUCACUCUUGGUUAAAUGCCUUUGCUGAGAUGCUUCGAUUUGGAGAUCGUCUUUUCUACAAGGAUUGGUGGAACUCUACAACAUUCUCUAAUUAUUAUCGAACAUGGAACGUAGUUGUACAUGACUGGCUUUACACCUACAUCUACAAAGAUGUCUACAUGAUUUUAGGACCCAAAAUGCGAAGUGUAGGACUAACCAGUGUGUUCUUCAUCUCUGCUGUUUUCCAUGAAUAUGUUCUAGUAGUAUCUUUUGGAUUUUUCUAUCCUGUCUUAUUUGUGAUGUUUGCUGGAGCUGGAUUUGGAUUUGUAUUCCUAACUGACAAGGGUGUGUCUCGCAGCUGGAAUGUAUUCAUGUGGGUAUCCUUAUUUAUUGGCAAUGGCCUUCUCAUGUGCCUCUACAGCUUGGAAUGGUACGCCCGACAAAAUUGUCCAGUCACAACGAACAAUUUCUUUGAUUACCUUAUUCCUCGAUCCUGGACAUGUGAUUUUGCAGGAAUAACUCUGAAGUAA